ACUCACCAUCCGUCUUUAUUCGUCCAGUCGUUCCAAAUUUUCGAAGUCAUCAUUUUUCUUUCGGUUCCAACAACCUCUUUCUUUCAAUUUCUCCAACGUUUAACAUAAGAUCGGACCUGGGAAGUCAGUGGUGUUUUCAGUAAGGAAGAAAAAUGGAAGUGUUCAGCACAGACGAAGCAAAUGAAAAUAAACAGAAGUACGACCGGACGUGCAAGCUAAAGGCUUUCGAUGAAUCAAAGGCGGGUGUCAAGGGCCUCGUCGAUGCGGGGAUUACCGAAGUUCCUCCUAUUUUUGUAGAACGCCCAGAGAACCUGCGAAGUGCUCUGGCAUCGGGCGACAGCCACUUCCGUGUACCUAUAAUUGACCUUGAAGAUAUUGCGAAAGAUCCAUCUCGGCGCCAGGAGGUUGUGAAUGAAGUUCGAAGUGCAUCCAAAACAUGGGGCUUCUUUCAGGUGGUGAAUCACGGGAUUCCCACCGCUGUUCUGGAGGAGAUGCUGGAUGGAGUGCGCCGUUUCCAUGAGCUAGAUGCUGGAGAGAAGAGACGUUUCUAUUCGCGAGAUUUCACAAGAGGCGUUGCGUAUCACAGCAAUUUUAAUCUGUAUAGAACAGAGGCGGCCAAUUGGAGGGACACCCUAUUCUGUAUUAUGGCACCUAAUGCUCCCGUGGCAGAGGACUUGCCGGCGGUAUGCCGUGACAUAAUGCUGGAAUUCUCGAAGCAAGUGAUGAAUUUAGGAAUCACCUUGUUCGAGCUACUGUCGGAGGCGCUCGGGUUGAAUCCGAACCAUCUGAAGGACAUGGACUGUGCUGAGGGACUCGUCCUUCUGAGCCAGUACUACCCCAAAUGCCCACAACCAGAGCUCACUCUGGGAACCAGCAAGCACGCCGACAGCGACUUCUUCACCGUGCUCCUGCAAGACCAUGUCGGAGGUCUCCAAGUUCUUCAUCAGAAUCAAUGGAUCGAUGUGAGCCCCGUGCCAGGAGCUCUGGUAGUUAACAUCGGAGAUCUGCUUCAGCUUAUCUCCAAUGACAUAUUCAAGAGCGCCGAGCAUAGAGUUUUGGCCAACAACGUGGGGCCGAGAGUGUCUGUGGCGUGCUUCUUUUACAUGGCGGCAUCGCCAUCUCCAAGACUGUACGGACCCAUCAAGGAGUUGAUUUCGGAGGGCGAUCCACCAAAGUACAGAGAAACCACCAUCAUGGAGUAUGUUUCCCGCUACAGCGCGAGAGGCGAUGAGACUUCGGCUCUGCAGAUGUUCAAGCUGUGAGUUUGGCAGUGGCAAACAUCUGGUGGUACAGAUCGGAAAGGGAAUGCCUACAUUAGCAGAAAGUAAACCCAAGCGUGAUACGAGCUUGCUGGCUCGUUUGUUACUUUUCAUAUUCGUAUUAUGUCGUAGCUUUGAUAUGCAAAAAUAAUUUCAAUAAUUGACUAUGUCAUAGAAUCAAGCCACUAGGUGCAAGUGCUUUAGGAGAUUAUAUGCAAUAUACCUGAAUAUUCAAAGCACAGAGCUCCAAUGUCAAGUCCAUCUCAACCGAUGAUCAUGUCAAUCCCGUGUUGUUGAGACCUUCAUAAUUAAUGAUUUAUGUAGGGUUGGUUCA
This is a messenger RNA of Syzygium oleosum, 1593 nucleotides long. RefSeq names its product 1-aminocyclopropane-1-carboxylate oxidase homolog 1-like. The record is from RefSeq and is a predicted model, not a curated record. The transcript is spliced from 3 exons. NCBI's taxonomy places the organism in Eukaryota, Viridiplantae, Streptophyta, Magnoliopsida, Myrtales, Myrtaceae. The coding region runs from base 153 to 1262 and encodes 369 amino acids.